CUUCAAAUUUUAAUUCAAUUUAACGUACGUCCCAAUCCAAUUAUAACGACGUGGUUGCAGUGAUCAACCGGCACAAGCGGGCCACGCGAACGCGCCCCUCUCAAAUCCGAGGUUUGGAUGUUCGAGUUGGCGGAGUAGCAUUCGUUGCUUGUUUAGAGAUCCACCGACACACACAGCAGAGGGAGGCGACGGUAGAGGUUCAUCUGAUUAGGUCUUCCUUUUGCUGAUCAAAUCAAGGUGCAAAAGGACAAUGUUGAUGUGCCACGAUUGGCUUGUGGCUUUAAAAAACACGUGUGCCUUUGAUAAUAUUCAGCAGCAAGAGGAAUAUUUGGUUUUAUGGCCUCUGAGAGAGAAGAUUUCAGCCUCUCAGGACCCUUACACCUAUCUGCUGUUGACUGGACAAAUGUACAUCAUCAAAGGUCUGUAGCUGCCAGUUUGGUUCAGGGUGUGUACAUUCUGGAGCGAGACCGCCAGCUGAAACGUGAAGGCCCAGAAGCUCUUGCAAGUCCUUGGUGGGAGUUCUUUAAUUUUAAGUUGUUCCGUAAACUUGUGGAUGAUGUUGAUUCCUCCAUUUUUGGUGCCGUUUAUGAAUUUAAACCUUCGACAUCUUAUUCUACUCAUUCAUUAGAUGACAGUCCACGUUAUGUUAUUGCAUUCCGAGGCACUGUAACAAAGCCAGAUUCUGUGUCACGGGACAUUGAGUUGGACCUUCAUAUCAUCCGAAAUGGACUCCAUGAAACAUCUCGAUUCGAAAUUGGUAUGCAAGCAGUUAGAAAUGUGGUUGCUACAGUAGGCGAAUCCAAUGUCUGGCUAGUAGGACAUUCCUUGGGAGCGGCAAUGGCAUUGCUUGCUGGAAAGACCAUGGCUAAGACGGGCAUCUUUAUUCAAGCUUUUCUCUUUAAUUCACCAUUCUUCUCUGCCCCAAUUGAGAGAAUAAAAGAUAAGCGGGUGAAACAUGGGUUACGGAUUGCAGGUAGUGUGAUAACAGCUGGACUUGCCUUUGCUGCAGCUGCAAAGAAGAAUCAUCAAAAUAGGCGCUCUGUAGAUCCAUUUACUGCUUUGUCUGCAUGGAUACCAUCUCUUUUUGUCAAUCCAGACGACCACCUCUGCUCGGAAUACAUUGGUUAUUUUGAACACAGAAAGAAGAUGGAUGAGAUUGGCAUUGGAGCUAUUGAGAGGAUAGCAACCCAAAAUUCAAUUGGGGGUCUUAUUAUGAGUGCAAUGGGCAAGGAGUCAGAGCCACUGCACCUCAUUCCUUCAGCAAAUCUGACAGUAAAUUUAAUUCCAUCUCAAGAUUUUAAGGAAGCCCACGGAAUCCAUCAGUGGUGGAGGCCUGAUCUGGAAGUGACGUCUAAACUCUACAAGUAUCAAUAGCUUGGCGCAAUUACUGUAAUUUAUAUUACUUCAUUAAUUCUUUUGUGUUGUUGGAGGAUUGUUGUGGAAAAAACUUGUCGUCAACCUUUUGUGAUGUUAUGUCCUGAUUUCUGUUGCAAUGUUGUUUCCCUUUGUGCAAGGUUCCAUAUAACUAAUGUGUGUGUACUCCUUGGUUUUUA
Manihot esculenta (cassava) is the source of this 1553-nucleotide messenger RNA. Its product is annotated as GDSL esterase/lipase At4g10955. The transcript is spliced from 5 exons. Lineage: Eukaryota; Viridiplantae; Streptophyta; Magnoliopsida; Malpighiales; Euphorbiaceae. The record is from RefSeq and is a predicted model, not a curated record. Gene Ontology annotation, biological process: lipid metabolic process. The coding region runs from base 337 to 1374 and encodes 345 amino acids.